AUGGCCCCGAAUAAAAAACCAGCCCAUAUCAAAGUUUUUCCGAUUCCCCGACUUUCUGACACGCGGACGGAAACAAACGGACGACGGUUCCAAUACUGCGACGAGACUCAUGGCGCCAUCUUGAACGCUCUGCUGGACAAAGCCGACGAGCCCAACAAUCUCGGCGUGGUUUUAAAUCAGGGCUUCGACAAAUUCCACAUCCUAAUGCAAAAGUGCAACCUAGGUCCUAGAGACCGAUGGCAUAGGAAGACGACUGCCAUUCGGGAUUGCGUCGACUGGGUUCGAGCUCGAGCCCGCGAACAUGGCGCCUUAAUCUUCGAGCAAAACAGAUGGGUCCGAGGACGUUCAUUCAAAUCUGAUGCCGAGGCGACUGAAUGGCUUGACACUAAAAUUAGUGGAAGAGCGCGACCUACUUCCCUAAACCAAUCACUCCCUGCUCUGGAUACUCUAUCGCUGGCCGAUAGUGAACCUGAUGAAUAUGUUACUCAGAAUACCGGAAGACGAGUGAGCUUCUCUCAGCCAUCACCUAGCCGCUCAAGGUCCUCUUCACGAACACGCCGCUUUAGUCUUAGGAAUCCUUAG
Molecule: messenger RNA, 582 nt
Organism: Fusarium vanettenii 77-13-4
Lineage: Eukaryota; Fungi; Ascomycota; Sordariomycetes; Hypocreales; Nectriaceae
Exons: 3
Coding region: 1-582 (193 amino acids)
Source: RefSeq, a predicted model, not a curated record